Eublepharis macularius is the source of this 936-nucleotide messenger RNA. Its product is annotated as olfactory receptor 5V1-like. The coding region runs from base 1 to 936 and encodes 311 amino acids. Lineage: Eukaryota; Metazoa; Chordata; Lepidosauria; Squamata; Eublepharidae. The transcript has a single exon. The record is from RefSeq and is a predicted model, not a curated record. Gene Ontology annotation, molecular function: G protein-coupled receptor activity; olfactory receptor activity. Gene Ontology annotation, cellular component: membrane. Gene Ontology annotation, biological process: G protein-coupled receptor signaling pathway.
AUGGGAACCAAGAACCUCACAUCUGUGACAGAAUUCAUCUUGGCAGGACUCACCAACCAACGGAAGACACAGAUAGUUCUUUUUUUGGUAAUCCUCCUCAUAUACUUUCUUACUUUUAUGGGGAAUCUGGUGACCAUUAUUUUAGUGCGAGCAAACUCCCACCUCCACACCCCCAUGUAUUACUUCUUGAUGCACCUUUCAGGACUAGAGAUCUGUUAUGUCACCUGCACCUUGCCCCAGGCGCUGGCUCACCUUCUGUCUGGAAAUGGAGCCAUCUCUUUCAACCAUUGCAUGUUCCAGGUGUACAUUUUCCAGUCCUUGGCUGGCACUGAAUGCUUCCUGCUGGGAGCCAUGGCUUAUGACCGCUACUUGGCCAUCUGCCAUCCUCUGGUAUAUGCCAUUUCGAUGGGCAAGUGGCGCCAAUUGCAACUUACUUCUGUAUCCUGGGGCGCUGGUUUCCUCCUUGCUUUGAUAAAUGUGGCAUGUACACUUUGUUUCCCCUUCUGUGGCCCCAACCAUCUCAAUCACUUUUUCUGUGAGCUACCAAUGCUGUUGAAACUUGCUUGUGGAGACAUUCAUAUCCUUGAAGUCAUCCUUUUUUGGACAGCUGCGUUGGCCAUCCUGGCCCCCUUGUUUGUAAUCCUGACUUCUUAUGGCCUCAUUCUGUCCUCUGUGUUACGAAUGCAGUCCACUUCAGGACGCCGUAAGGCAUUCUCCACCUGCGCCUCCCACUUGGCAGUGGUCACCCUGUACUAUGGCACCACCUUCUUUAUGUACUUGAUACCCCGGUCACGCAUAGCUCCUGAUCGUGAUAAGAACAUCGCUGUUCUUUAUGCUAUAAUCACCCCUCUUCUCAAUCCUAUCAUUUAUACUUUGCGGAACAAGGAUAUCCACAAGGCAGUGAUUAAAAUGUUGGAAAGAAAUGUCUUUGAAUAA